This is a messenger RNA of Colossoma macropomum (tambaqui), 1581 nucleotides long. RefSeq names its product tumor necrosis factor receptor superfamily, member 9b (gene tnfrsf9b). The coding region runs from base 152 to 1012 and encodes 286 amino acids. The record is from RefSeq and is a predicted model, not a curated record. Gene Ontology annotation, molecular function: signaling receptor activity; cytokine binding. The transcript is spliced from 7 exons. Gene Ontology annotation, biological process: regulation of cell population proliferation. NCBI's taxonomy places the organism in Eukaryota, Metazoa, Chordata, Actinopteri, Characiformes, Serrasalmidae. Gene Ontology annotation, cellular component: external side of plasma membrane.
GUUAACAGUGGGUGCAUCACUGUGACGUUUGGGGAACUUAGUCGAGGUCAGAUGUGGCGAUUCUUAUUCUCACUCACAGGGCACUCAGUCUACACACGGCUUGAGGAGCAGCUUCACUUUAAUUGCUUCACUGAGCUUAAAGUCUUGAGACAUGUGGACUCUUGUUGCUUUGCUGCUGGUGCUGCCUCUGUCACUGGGACAUAAGGUGGAAUCUGGAUGUGAGGACUGGAGUCCUAAGGACGGGCCUGGUAACAAUGUAUGCUGCAACAGAUGUAAACCAGGAAACCGGUUGGUGAAUAGCUGUGGUGAGAAGCCUGAGACUCUGUGUCAAGUGUGUGAAAACGGGACAUACGUCACUGACGGCAAGCAAAAACUGUGCCAAAAAUGUCAACAGUGCAAAGUGGGCCCAAUGAGAGUGAAGCACCCCUGCACAGCCAGUUCAGAUACGGUGUGUGAGUGUGAGGAGGGAUUCCUCUGUGGAGACGAUCAGUGCUCCUUCUGCAUCAAAAAGUGUGGCAAAGGAGAGCAGCCUGCGAACAGAGACUGUCAGGCAUGCCCCGAAGGAACAUUCAACGACAAGAUUCAUCACUCGUGUGUGAACUGGAGCAGCAGAUGCCCAUUGCCAGACCAGAAGAUCAUAGCCAAAGGCACGGCUUUCAGUGACAUCAUCUGUGGCCCAGAGGAUGACCAUAAACCCACUAUGCCAUUUCCAGAUGGUGAACCCACGAAGAGCCCACCAGAAAGCAAGGAUGACUCUCCGUGGACGAUGCUGGCCAUAGCCAUCGCUUGUGCCUUUCUGAUUAUGGGUACAGCAGUGCCACUGUGCAUAGCUGUUAUCUGCAAAAGUGGAGAGAUGCUGAAAACAGCUCCUGGGUCUGAGGAAGCUCCAGAGGGUCGGAAGCUGACCCCUGAGCUGGAGCAGUGCAGCUUCUGUUUUCCGCAGGAGGAGCACGGCAGCAGCAGUGAAGUGUCGCUGGUGUCUGAUGAUAAACCCUUUGAGCUGGUCGUAUAGUACUGUGCGCUUUUGAGGAACAGGCUUUCUGUAACACAUCUGUUUGUGUUGUGUUUGGCACAUAAAGUAACAUUUGAAUGCUAGUUUACUCCAUGAUGUAUUGUUCCUCUAGGAUAGUGUCCCAAUGCUGGUACUGAAGCCCCUCUGCACUGCACAUUAUAGUGUCUCCCUGCCAGAGUUGGCCUGUGGGUCCUCAAAGUAGAAUCUACCAACAUGAUUUUAGCCCAACCCAGCAAAAUCCUUCUCAACAAAUUCUGUCUUAUUGCUCAAACAGAGUGCAUUAAUGUUAUAAUAUGCAUUAUAUAUAAGGAAUACUGCAGCACAAUUUAGAAAAAAGGGGCAGAUAAACUUGCUAACUGAAUCAACGCUGAGUUAGCAACUAGCUAGACUAGAUUAGCAACCUGCUAUCUACCUAGAGAAGUUAAAACAACAUUGCAUCUUAACCAAAAAUUCCAAGCCCUGUAGCAACAAUAAGGUUGCAAAAACCUAUCAUUGUGUUGUAUAUAAAUAAACGAUCGAGUGCGUUUACAUGCACUCAAUAAUCCGAUCAUAAUCGGAUUUCUGCAGUU